CCUACUCCUACACCCAUCCUUACCGUGUUUCCACAAGUUACUCCCACGACUAGUGUUAACCAAUCAGUUCCUGUAGAAACCUCGCCAGGUGUACAGAGCUCUAGGCAAAGCAAUGACAUCAAUGACGCAAAUGACCAAGUUGAUGCCGAUUCAGAGGGUCAUACAAUUGAAGGAGAACCAGUUGGUGACUUUGUUCCUGCGCCCCGAAAGGAAGUCCGCAAGAAAACCAUAGGGCUUGGCUUAGAGAAGAUGAUAAAGAGAGGAAACAAGCUGCCUAUCCAAGUGGCUGAAGGGAAGAAAAGACCUGAUGUCCCACUUCAAGCAGCGAAGCUGGCAUCAGAAACUGGUGUAGCUCUUAGAGACAAGCUGCCUAUCUACACAUCUUGGAAGCUUUAUGAAAAAGAUGGGGGGCCAGUAGAAGUACAAAAAGUGCUUGAUAAAGUGGCGAAUAGGUUGGAUGUGGAUGUUAAGAAUGAUGGACCAAGCAAAUCUGCAUGCACUGAUAUCAUUAAGAAGGGAGUAAAGCAGCAGAGGUAUCACCUAAAAAGGAAGUACUUCGACGAAACCUCCACCUAA
Molecule: messenger RNA, 576 nt
Organism: Panicum hallii
Lineage: Eukaryota; Viridiplantae; Streptophyta; Magnoliopsida; Poales; Poaceae
Exons: 4
Coding region: 250-576 (108 amino acids)
Source: RefSeq, a predicted model, not a curated record